CCAGACUGAAGCAGUACAGGAAUUACGAGAACCUUUCCCGUUCACGUGCAGAGCUUCAGAAGGAGUGCUUGGAAGUAGAGAAGGGAAAGACCUUCUAUGACUUUCAGUUCAAUACAAGAAUUGUCAAGACAACAAUUGUGCAUUUUCAGGUAGAGACUGUGGUCAUCUCUCUCAUUUAUUUGAUUGUUCAUCCUUUUUUAAACACAAUAAUUUCGGUUUAGGACGCAGUCAUUGCACUACUUUGAUUUCAUUUUUAUUUUUCCUAUUUUCUUGCGUCGUCAUUUGUGGUGAAGUGUGGAAAUUCAUAUUACCCUUGUGCUUUUGGUUUUCCUAUUUGUUACAAAUCCUUAUCAUUGUUUACCAUAGUAAUUUUUAAUGUUGCCUUGCAUAAAUUGAUUAAUGACAUGCAUUCCAUAAAUUGUAAAUUGCAUCCAUUGUAUCACUGCAUAAAGAUUUAGUCAUAUUGAAGAGUUUGGUUUGGGUUCUAGAAUUAUGAAUAGUCCGACUUUUGAAUUUGUUUUGAACUCUGUUUAUAUGCAUAUCAUACUAGUCUGUAUAAGUUUUGCAGGUCUUGUGAAUAUUUUAUAAUUCUUUAUGGAAAUUAUUGUGUAUGAUACUAGCUUUGUGCCUCAACCAUUCAUUAGAAGGUAUGGAGCUUGCUUUUACAUUAGGUUUCAAUGAACAUAUUAUUUGCUUAGAGAUAUAACUAAUUUUACCUUCAGCUAAUUUAAGUUUCAAAGAAUGCUUCAGAUUUAAACUAUGGUCCAGUGAGUCCAUCAUUACUCCUUUUGUGCAGAUCUACAAGCUGGUGAUAUAAUCUAUCCUUGAUUUAAGUUGUUGAUUUGUCAAAAAAUUGUGGUUAAAAAAUCCAAAAUGUGCUAUUAAUCGAUAAUUGUUUUCAAGAUUAUCGUGUAACACUAUGUUUUUUAUCCAUGAAAUAAGUCUUCUAUUUAUUAUGAUUUGUCUUUUGGGAUCUAUUUUUCCUUUGAUCUAAGGAAUCCUUUUAUGAUAAUAAAAGAAAUUUUCUCUUUUUGAAAGUAUCCUCAUGGGAUAGUUUAGAACCAAAUUAUGUUUUGGCAGGUUCUUGAACACCCCUUUUCCAACUAUUCUGAUCCACCAUUUCUGGAUCUUUAUUUUUUUUAAUAUCCGUGAACGCAAAGUGGCCCACUGAAGUAAUAUGAUUGGGUUUGAUAUUCACUCAGUCCCUCUUUUUCAGGUUUUAUGAAUGGAAGUUACUUAAUACACGCAUUUGGUAACAGUUCAUAGUGGAAAUGAAAUUAGAUGACCUAAUAUUUCUCAUGGCAUAAUUUUUAACAGACAAAUGAUUAAAUGACAAGUUACAGGUAUCAACGCAUCAUUGCUGUGCAUGGCUUGGCAUUUUGGAAGAUGAUCUUAUCUGAUCCUAUGAGAUAGUUUAAUUGUAAUAUAGCUUUUUUCGAACAAUCUUUUAUAUCUUUAAACGAGGUUAGGCCUAGAUACCAUAUUGAAAAUACUCACACGUAUGCAAAUGCAUGGACAUUACAAACAAUAUGUUUAUAUCUGGAUAAAGCUUACAAUUCAUCACUAGUGAGAUAGCCCUUGUAGAUGAUUUGAAAUCACAGUAUGAAAUCUAUUUAUUUAGGUUUUUUAAUUUGUUUGUUAACUGUUAAAAUUUUGGACUUCUGGUGUAAAGGGUUAAAAAUGAUGAGGUUGGAUGAUCUUUUAGAUGGGCAAGUGCUUGACCAUGACUCCUAUAAUUUUUUGUGAUUCUGAUAUCUUCAAUUUUUUUGAUCAGCCAGCCAGAGUCUUCUGUUGACACUGUGCUACUUGUUAAUGCUCUUAUUGACAUAUUUACCAACUCUGUUUUAUCUUAAAAUGUGAAUGGUUGUUAUCUUUUGUAUGAUGUAAAUUAUCUUUGCUUUGUGAUGAUAUGUAGAUUGAUCUGAUUGCUUCUAAUUGUCUGUUAACUAUAAUUAUAUGGAUUUAACCUUUGUGGCAUUUAGGACUGCAAUCUUUCUCUAAUUUCAGCCUAUAAAGCAUGGCGGAGUUAUAUCUGAGCAGCUGGCACCAUAAGGAUACAUUGUUUAUAUGUUGAGGAAUUUGUUAUGGGCAACAUCAAAGCAUGACGUGUAUCUUAUGCAGAAUUAUUCUGCAAUGCACUGGUCUUCUUUGCUCCAAAAGGGCACAGAAGUGCUGAACAUGGUCAAGCCAAUUGUUCCAACCUUGAGACGCUCUAGACUGCUGGCUCAGCCUCUAAACAGAGUACAGAUAUGUACCAUGGCAGUUGAAGAAAAUUUAUUGGUAGCUGGUGGUUUUCAGGGGGAACUUAUUUGCAAGUAUUUGGAUCAACCUGGGGUUGCAUUCUGCACAAAACUAACAGCAGAUGAAAAUGCCAUCACCAAUAAUGUAGAUGUUUACCGUGGCCCUAAUGGCUUAUUGAGGGUCAUGACCGCAAACAAUGAUGCUCAAGUUAGAAUGUUUGAUGCUGAAAACUUUGUCUGCCUUAAUUGCUUCUCAUUUGAUUGGUCUGUUAAUAAUACUUCUGUUAGUCCAGAUGGCAAGUUGUUUGCAGUCUUGGGGGACUGCACGGAGUGUUUAUUAGCUGAUGCCCAGACUGGGAAAGUCACUGGGAACCUUAAAGGACACCUGGACUACUCAUUUGCUUCAGCUUGGCAUCCAGAUGGCAGAAUUUUGGCUACUGGUAAUCAAGACACUACUUGCAGGCUGUGGGACAUAAGAAACCUUUCCCAGUCUUUGGCUGUAUUGAAGGGAAAUAUGGGGGCUAUUAGAGCUCUGAAGUUUACCUCUGAUGGCCGGUUUCUGGCUAUGGCAGAACCUGCAGACUUUGUUCAUAUAGUUGAUGCUGGGUCUGGGUAUGCCAAAUGUCAGGAGAUUGAUCUAUUUGGGGAGAUAGCUGGAAUAGCCUUCAGCCCAGAUGCGGAAGCUCUAUUUGUUGGCAUUGCUGACCGUACUUAUGGCAGCUUGUUGGAGUUCAACAGAAAACACUACAAUCAAUAUUUGGACUCCAUAUUCUAGUGGAGUGCGCUUUUAAGUCAAAUCCCACUCACAUGGCUAUGGAAACCUGUAUAUGAAGUGGAAAAUUUUCCUUUUUAAUUUUAUAUUUGAAGUAUGUUUAAAGCUUAGUUUAGUUCUGGAAGUUGAUAUUAUAUGGCACUCUCUCUCUAUUGGGAUUUGUGGUGAUGUAAAGGUCGAGAUUACAGUGUCGUUUGGCUUUAGGAAGCUAUUGAAGGUGCCUUUUUGCACCGACAGAAAUGGAAAUAUCAGUUUUGCUCC
Mangifera indica (mango) is the source of this 3273-nucleotide messenger RNA. RefSeq lists its product as uncharacterized. Gene Ontology annotation, molecular function: protein binding. The coding region runs from base 2068 to 3015 and encodes 315 amino acids. The transcript is spliced from 7 exons. Lineage: Eukaryota; Viridiplantae; Streptophyta; Magnoliopsida; Sapindales; Anacardiaceae. The record is from RefSeq and is a predicted model, not a curated record.